GUUUCGGCUUUGCUGGUUUUACUCCUUCCACGGUUUUCCCUUGAAGCUCCUGUGAACAAGCGGGAAGUGUCUGCGAGAACAAAAGAUGUUUUACGAUCAAUGUAUAAUUUCUGCCACUCGAAAAAUUUAAUGGAUUUGACUCGGAAGACAAAAGAGGCCUAUGUAAGUGUCCAAAAAAAUCUCUUUAAACUUUGCAUUUGUUUACAGGCAUUUACCAUUACAUAAUCGACCUUAAAGCGAUAAAUUUUACCAAACAGGAUUCAUCCACCGGUGUAAUGUAAUAUUGAUGUUAGAGUCGACCACAUAAAUGAUGUCAAAAUGUCGAAGUUUAAUAACUCAAGUGGAACCACGAGUAGCAGGCGAGUUGUCACACGGCAAAGUUUUGAACAUUUUGUAUUCCUAGACAUUUUUUUCUCCGAACAGAUCGUUUUAAAGACCAUGUGAUCUAAGGAAACGACAGGAUCUGGGAGCGAGUAGUCUAAGGUCUAUGUCGUAUUUCCUUAUCCGGAACCUGACCCAACUUACCAACCAAUGAGCUAAAUUCUCGUUCAAGAACGCGCGUUGAGUUUAGGCUGCGGUCUUACUGACGUCGAACGCAACAAGCAAACAUAAAAACAAAAUUCAAACGAAAACAAUAGUUAAUGAAAUAUUUAACAUUUUGUUUCAUUCAUGUUCUCGUUUAGGCGAAAGAACACUUUGGGGACCCUUUGGAGUCCAGACAGGUUGACAUCAAUGGAAUUGAACCACUGAGCAACUCUACGGAAUGGACAGUAAGUUUCUUUUAGUGAUCUAGUUGUUUUCAAUUAUAAUGUUUUUUAGUUGAAAAUAUAUUCCUCCUCAUUUAAUUUGUCACCGUACUUUUAUAAUGAGGUGACUCCUGAUUCAGUGGGUGUAUAAGGAAUUAUCGGAGUUAUUAGCUCUAAGGCCCGGUUCAGAUGCCGCACUUUUUAUGAGCCGAACCUUAUUCGAAUUGAGGAUUAGACCGGCUAAAUUGAUUCAGAUGCCGAUCUUAAUUCCCGCCGAACUAAAUUCCGAAGGCGAAAAACGCGCAUUUCAGUCAAACUGCUUACACAAUACGUUAUAAGAAUUGAUGCAUUAGGUUCGGUACAUGAAAAGUUCGGCGUCUGAAUCAAAGACGUUCCAAAGUCGAUCCAAAGGCGAAAUUUCCGGCCGGGCUAGGCGAAAAGAGCGGCUGAGCCUUUCCAAAUUGAAACAGGCGUUCCUAAUUGAUUCAGACGCCGAACUUUUCAUGUACUGAAUUCAAUGUUCGGCUCAUGAAAAGUACGGUGCCUGAACCGGACUUAAGAGGAAAUACCGACCUCCCAAGUUUGAGCAUGUACCUCAACGUUAGCAUUAACACAGUAUUUGUUAAAAAAAGGUCACCAUUAAGAUGAAGUUGCCGUUUGUCAUAAAAUUUAAAAACUAUUGACGUUGGAUUUUUUAAAGCAACGUAAUUGCCUACCGCCCCAUAAUAGUAUAAUUUGAAAAAAUUAUAGGGACCCUGUCUGUAUUAAGAGCUCAAGGGAAUAGCUCAGUUUAGCCGAUAUCGAAACGCAAAAGGUCCUUGCCUUUUGAAUUUUACCCUGGCACUAAGUACGGCAUACAGUCUAUUAAGUCCUUUUGAGUCCAUCUUCUGAAUUGCUCUCAAAAAAUGUGUUCCUUAUUACUUUCAGGUACAGCUGUUUGUUUCAAAAGCAUUCAAACAACUCUCCAUAUUUCACGCGAUCUUCAAAAACCUUUUGGGCCACUUGAAUCAGAUUAACGAGAAGCACAAGAUCGUGAAUAAGACCGAGGCUAUGAAUGAAAAGGUGAAAGAGCUGAAACGGCUGGCAAGAAUCGCUGCGGUAAGUGAUGCAUUUACAAUCAUUUUAGCUUAAUUUGACUGUUUGUCAUUAUUUAUAUGUUUCAAAUUCGCUCAGUCUCUGACUUGUCCCCCGUUUACUCUUUGUCCUUGUAUCCUUCCAAUCUUCCUCCGCACGCAUUUUUAUCUCGCUUCUCUUGUACGUAAAUAAGGACCUUUAGAUUCUAAGACGAAGACGACUACGAGUACGAGGUUUUCUCAAUACUGAGUAGUGCUUGCGCAUGAAUCAGUGUCAUCUUGGCGGGAAAACACGGUGGCCUUUCUACUACGGUUUUAGCCAGAAUGUCGUGAUUGCAAACACUAUAAUUUUUAUCAUUUUACGAUGAAAAAAGGGCUUAGUCCUGCUUUAAUACAGAUUACCGUGCUAAUUUUUCUGGUGAAUAACAGUACAAUGAGGCCUUCCGGGAUAUCUAUUUUUUUUGAGAAUACGUAAACUUUUUUAGGCUAAAUCUCGUCCUCCAAUCUAAAGGUGUCCAAUAGAGCUAAUCCUUAUUAGAAGCGGAAUUGCACCCAAAAACCCACUGCGACUACCCCGUUAAUACAAACACCACCUGUUAUUUAGUAUCUCUAGUCGAUAACUUUCCCACAUGUUUUGCCUAAUUGAUACGACAGACGGCAAAUGACUGCUGGGAAAACCGAAAUAAUCCAUUCAUUAUGUAGUAAAACCCUUUAUUGAUCGUUAUGAUUAUUUCUUUAGAUUUUCGAGUUUGGUAAAUCCAUGGCCCAUAGCAACUCUUUAUCGGUAGCUACCUCAUUAACGCAACAAACAGCUGUUUGGACCAAGUCUGCCUUUCGACAAGAAACCUGGAUACUUGGAGUUUUAAGAGAGUUUGAUAUCUGCUUACGCUAUCUGCAGCCGGCGUUUUUGGAGUUUUCAAACCGAUAA
Molecule: messenger RNA, 2747 nt
Organism: Porites lobata
Lineage: Eukaryota; Metazoa; Cnidaria; Anthozoa; Scleractinia; Poritidae
Source: the annotation of a GenBank genome assembly